Messenger RNA from Knipowitschia caucasica, 1266 nucleotides. The record is from the annotation of a GenBank genome assembly. NCBI's taxonomy places the organism in Eukaryota, Metazoa, Chordata, Actinopteri, Gobiiformes, Gobiidae.
AUGGUUGUUGUUGGACGGUGGUUGUUGUUGGAUGGUUGUUGUUGGACGGUGGUUGUUGUUGGAUGGUUGUUGUUGGACGGUGGUUGUUGUUGGACGGUGGUUGUUGUUGGACGGUGGUUGUUGUUGGAUGGUGGUUGUUGGACGGUGGUUGUUGUUGGAUGGUUGUUGUUGGACGGUGGUUGGUGUUGGACGAUUGUUGUUGUUGGACGGUGGUUGUUGUUGGAUGGUGGUUGUUGGACGGUGGUUGUUGUUGGAUGGUGGUUGUUGGACGGUGGAUGUUGUUUGAUGGUGGUUGUUGGACGGAUGUUGUUGGAUGGUUGUUGUUGGACGGUUGUUGUUGUUGGAUGGUGGUUGUUGGACGGUUGUUGUUGGAUGGUGGUUGUUGUUGGACGGUGGUUGUUGGACAGUGGUUGUUGUUGGAUGGUGGUUGUUGUUGGACAGUGGUUGGUGUUGGAUGGUGGUUGUUGUUGGAUGGUGGUUGUUGUUGGAUGGUUGUUGUUGGAUGGUCGUUGUUGUUGGAUGGUUGUUGUUGGACGAUGGUUGUUGUUGGAUGGUUUUUGUUGGACGGUGGUUGUUGUUGGACGGUGGUUGUUGGACGGUGGUUGUUGUUGGACGUGGUUGUUGUUGGACGGUGGUUGUUGUUGGACGAUGGUUGUUGUUGGACGGUGGUUGUUGUUGGACGGUGGUUGUUGUUGGACGGUGGUUGUUGUUGGAUGGUUGUUGUUGGACGAUGGUUGUUGUUGGAUGGUGGUUGUUUUUGGACGGUGUUUGUUGUUGGAUGGUGGUGGUUGUUGGAUGGUGGUUGUUGGAGGGUGGUUGUUGGAUGGUUGUUGUUGGAUGGUUGUUGUUGGACGAUGGUUGUUGUUGGAUGGUGGUUGUUGUUGGACGGUGGUUGUUGUUGGAUGGUGGUUGUUGGAUGGUGGUUGUUGUUGGAUGGUGGUUGUUGGAGGGUGGUUGUUGUUGGAUGGUUGUUGUUGGAUGGUUGUUGUUGGACGAUGGUUGUUGUUGGACGGUGGUCGUUGUUGUUGGGUGUUUGUUGAUGGAUGGUUGUUGUUGUUGGAUGGUGGUUGUUGUUGGAUGGUGGUUGUUGGACGGUUGUUGUUGGACGGUUGUUGUUGGACGGUGGUUGGUGUUGGACGAUGGUUGUUGUUGGACAGUGGUUGUUGUUUGACGGUGGUUGUUGUUGGAGGGUGGUUGUUAUUGGAUGGUUGUUGUUGGACGAUGGUUGUUGUUGGAUGGUGGUCGUUGUUGUUGGGUGUUUGUUGA